Messenger RNA from Pelodiscus sinensis (Chinese soft-shelled turtle), 5204 nucleotides. The record is from RefSeq and is a predicted model, not a curated record. NCBI's taxonomy places the organism in Eukaryota, Metazoa, Chordata, Testudines, Trionychidae.
UGUGUGCUCUUGUCCCCUUUCAGCGCCUCCUUUCUCUUCUUCACGGCUGCCUUGUGGCACUGCGAGUGCCUGCCUGCCUGGCAAGUCAAAACAUGCUCCAGCCCCAGUGGACUAACAGCAGACGAUGGCAGAGCUGCUGGCAGUUGGGGAGGCUUUGGGGGAGGGCAGUCUGGUGACUGUGGCAGUCAAGGGCUGCCGCCUGGCAGGCAACAGGCUGAACCUAGAUGUGUACCCUGACGGCUGUCGCCAGUUCCUCGAGCUGUUUGAGAAACGAAGGGAAGACGUGGUCCGGGUGGAAUUUCUACGGCUGAACUGCAAUGAUGCCCUCAUAAACUCCACACUGGGCAGCCUUCCUGUACUGGAGAGCCUGCGGUCCUUGGUGCUGAAAGGAGGUCAUGCCAAGGAUGAAUUUGGUGCUUGUCUGCAAGGUUCCCUGACAACCUUAUCAGAAGAUUUUGGGAGUCUACGAUGUCUCGCUCAUCUGGAUCUCAGCUUUAAUAGCUUCUCUAGGUUGCCCAGUUGCAUCACUGACCUUACCAGCCUCCGUGAGCUCUUGGUGUGCCACAACAGCCUGGUGGGGCUGCCCGAAGACUUUGGCCGGCUCACUAAGCUGAUUUUCUUCUCUGCCAUGAAAAAUCAGCUCAGGGAUCUGCCACGGAGUAUCGGGGAACUGGCAGCGCUGCAAAGACUGGACCUGUCUGAGAACACCUUACAAUCACUUCCUGACGAGAUCGGGAGGCUGGGUAACUGCAUGGAGCUGGAUCUCUCAGGGAAUCAAUUGAUGGGCAUCCCUGACUCACUCGCCAAUUUGCGAUCUCUGCAGCAGCUGCGCCUUCACAGCAAUCUCCUGGUGACAGUCCCCGCAUCCCUCGCCAGCCUUCCCAACUUGUCCAGGCUUGACUUGCAGAACAACAGGCUACGCUCCAUCCCCCCCGAGAUCCAGAGCUCUCCCUUCGUGCACCUGCGGGGCAACCCUCUAGGAGAACCUGAGAUCCCCCUGCAAUCUGAUGAAUCCAGCUCAGAAGAGCUAGGAAGAGUGAUCCUUGGACCCAAGGAGGACAGCUUUACUGUGACCCCCGGAGGCUGCAAAGUCAUCCUGGCCUGCGGCGUCCGGUUUUACUUUCCCCCGGGUGCUGCCACCUCCUCAGUAACAAUCCAUUUCCAAACGCUCUCACCUGACCCACGCUGGGUGAAACUGAGGCACCAUGACAUCCUACUGAGUGAAGUGCUGGAGCUGCGGCCUCAUGGGGUUGAAUUCCAGCAGGAGGUGCAGAUCUGGAUGCCUUACACCUCCCCUCAGACGCUGUGUAAGCGAGAGGUGGUCGUGCGGACCUUCGACGGGCAGAGCUGGAGCGACCUGCAAACCAACGUGAAGCGGAGAGGCAAGCCAAAGAAGCACAUGGCUCGCUGUAGCGUCCCCCACUUCUCCUGGUUCCUGGUCGUGUCUCGUCUUGUGGAGAAUGAAUGCAGUGUGCCAUUAGAGGGGACCUUGCUCUUUUCCACUGUGGAUCCAAACAUCAAAGUGACCUUCCCUCCUGGAGUCACAGAGGAGACUCGGAGUGUGAGAUUGCAGGUGUUGCCAGUGUCGGCAGAGGAGCUAGAGGAAAUCACAGAUGAUCCAGAGUCCAGAGCAAGUCCCUUGCUCUGCCUCUCCCAGAAUUCCACUUUGGAUUUCCUCCGGCCAGUUAAAAUUCAGCUCCCACUACCUCCAGGGGUCACAGGUCUCACCCUAGAUCGCUCUAGGCUGCAUCUUCUUCAUGGCGACCUGCAAGCCCAAACCUGGGACGACAUCACCAAUCAGGUGGUCCUGGAGUUCACCCACCUCUAUGCGCUGUUUGAAGUCACCCACUUCUCCUGGUAUUGGCUGUGGUACACCACCAAGGCCUACAUCGGCGGCAUUGCCAGGAAAGUGUACAAGAGGCUGCGCAUGUACCAGGUGAACUUCAUAGCGCUGCAGAGGAAGAUAGACCCUGAGCAAGUCUUACUGCAGUGUGUCCCCAAGCACAAGGUUGAUCCUGUUCUGGGAAAGCUUCAUGACCGCUACCAGGGACCAGAGCCAUCUGAUAUUGUGGAGAUGUUCGAGGGAGAGCAGUUCUUUGCAGCCUUCGAGCGAGGCAUCAGCAUUGAUGCUGACCGCCCAGACUGUGUGGACGGACGGAUCUCAUUCAUCUUUUACUCACACUUGAAGAACAUGAAGGAAAUCUAUGUGACCUCUGAAGUAGACCGGAAAGGCCAAGCUGUGAAAGGGCAAGUCUCCUUCUAUCGCGGCGAAGUUCCAGACCAUGUACCUGAAGAUGCCACCAAGAAGAGGAAAGGGCCUGACUCCCACUGGCUGGCCACUCUGCCCAUCAAAUUGCCUAAACUGAAAUCCCACGGGGGUGAGCAUGCAGACCCCAAGAACGGCUUCUCCUUCCCUCCUCUGAACCUGGGGAAUGCUGAGACCGGCUACCUGACACAAGCUAAUCUACUUGGCAUCGCUGGGCGCAUUGGCCUGAACCUGGGGCUGACCUAUCAGCAGCUCCAACGAAUAGGAUGCAACCACAGCCAGGACCUGGACGGGCAGAUCCUGAACAUGCUCUUCUCCUGGGCCCAGCAAAACUCUGAGGACCAAAACUGUGUGGAGAAGCUGAUCACCGCCAUGAAGGAGAGCGGCCGCCAGGACAUUGCAGACGAGAUUGAGACGAUCAUCAAGCUGGGAAGGCAGAAAUACAGGGCAUCCAUCCGCCGGGUGGGACUGGACCAGGAGAGCAGCACCGAAGACUCCGCAAUAGGCAUGGUGUAGCAGAGUUCCGCUUCUCGCUGCGGUGUUCCAUUUCCUGUGCACUAGAUGGCAAGGCUGCAUGGGGAUGCCCAGCUGAUCCACAUGCUUCCAUGGGAGUGGGGUGGCACCAGCUGGAUUGUGAUCCUCUCCGACUAUCCCACUGCGCUCUGCGAAGAGUAUGCUAGUGUGUGACUUCUGUUAAGUCCGUGCAUGCCAACUUCUCAAUGUAUUCAAAGCUAUGGGAAAAGCUGGUGAGUUCUGAGUUUGGCCUCUCUGGCUAUAGCUUUUAGGGGCUUGGACAAACUCAGAGCAGGUAAAAAACGGAUAAACCUACAUUUUAACAAUGUUCCUGAAAUAGAUAUUUAUCUAUAAGCUUUUUAAUGCCUAAACCUACAUUCUGCUAAUGAUUUGGGAUCUGAACAUUCCUCAUCUCAUCUCUUCCUGCAGCAUUUCUGUAGGGACAGAUUCAUUUGUCUUCUGGUGGUUGAUGUAAAACUUAGUGGGAGAAUCCGACUGUACAAGUCUGUGCUGUGACCUCUCAGAUCUCCAAGCAAAGGUUGGGUCAGUCGUUGGAUGGGGACCUCCAGCUAUCUAUUUUAGGGUACCUCUGUGAUCCCCUAUACCAUAAUGUUUGAGCACGUCACAGUCCUUCAAGUAGGACAUUUUAGAAACAUUUUAAUUUCCCCUAUAUUUCCUCUGAAAACAGUUUUAUGUUUUUCCUUCCAAAACCAAACACACACGCACAUCCAAACCCUAAAAAAAUUGGUUUUUGGCAGGAGGGGAAUUUUGGUGUUUGGCAGAAUUUUUCCAGUCUUACCAAAUCUUUGUUUUUGUUCAAAAAGCCAUUUUGCAAUUUUUUUUAAAGUUGUGUUUCCCCUCCCGUCAUCUGUGGCACAAAAGGUCUUUUGGGCAAGUCAUAGGACCUGGCCGCUCUGGGCUGUUCAUUCCAUUUUACUUUCUGCAAUAAAUGAAGAGGCUGGAUCCACUGUCCUGGUCAAAUGCCCAUUUGGAAUCGAAGUUACUCCUUGCCUAUUUAAAGUUCCGCAGCAGUUUCAGGUAGUAUUCACUUCCUUUCUGAAACUCUUUGUGCAGUGUGAAGCUGCAAUAGGGAAGCGCAGGUGAGGUUCAGCUGAGAGGUCACAGCACUCCUUCCUGGGUGUGCUUUUCAAAGCACAGUGGGAUAAAAUUGCUAAUCAGGUCAGAGCCAUUGUGGGACCUGAAGAGAAUGGUGCUGACAUUACCUUUAACCUUCCUAAUCUAAGAAUCCUGCAAGAGACUGUAAAUGAGAAUUCCCUAUUGACUCCCCCUGCUCUCUAACCCAUCUCCUAAUGCACUUGAACUAAGGACAAUUGGAGCCUUUUCAUGGGCUCCCAACAGCUACUGAAAUCCUCCAUACAAGAGGGGUGCUCCUUAGGAGACUAACUUGAAUGGCAUAUAUUGAAUCCUGGGAGCAAUACUUGAAGAUAUAUCACCACUUCAAAAAUCACAUUUCUGUUUAAAAAUCUUAUACCUACUAUGAUGAUUGCAGCUGAAAUAAGUUAGCAGAAACAACAAUUUCUCUGUCCUCCCCCAAGCCAUUCAUGCAUCAUCACUUUCCCUGGUUCCACCUCAAGAUGCUUUUGAUUUGCUGAGAACUCAAGUAUUAACAAGGAAGCAGGAAAAUCCUUAACCUUUUCUUGAAGGAUUUUUUUUUUUUUUUUAAAUCUCAGGACAUGAAAUGUAUUGAGUGCUUAAGGUUAAACACUAACUGGUGGGAAUUAGGAAGGAACUUCCCCUUUGGUGAAGUUAUUCCCCAAUUGUCCCCUUGGGUUUCUUGUAUCUUUUUUUUUUCUGAAGUAGCUUAUAGUAGCCAAUGUCGGAGACAGAAUGGUGGGCUAGGUAGACCAGUGGCUUCAUAUGAUAUGGUCAAUGCUACAUUUAUUCUACAGAAACUGCAAUGUUGCUGUUGUUUGGUGGCGGUUGUAUUAAGUAGCAGUUGGGUCCCAGUUGAGACCAUGCAAGGCACAAACUUCUAAGAAGAGAUUAUAGUCUAAACAGUCAAGAAGUGGGGCAGGAAACAGACUUGGAGAGAGGCAGUGAUUUGCCCAAGGUCACAUAGCUGAUCAGUGGCAGAGAUGGGGCUAGACCCCCCCCAGGGUCUCAAUGCCCAGCCUCAUGCCCUGCCUGCUAGAGAAGACUGCCUGACUGCAAGUUUUCCGUAGUUUAGCUGAAGUUUACAGUGCUGCUUAAAACCACUUAUUUCUUUGAGCAGUGUCCCUCUGGGUGCUCUGUUUCAGGUGUGUGUGUGCCUGUCAAACCCUUGAUUGGCCAUACAGGGGGGUGCGUGAACUGUCCUCGGUUCUUUCUCAUGGGCCUUGGCCUGAGAGAGCGCCCUCCCAGGCCCGCCUUGAGCUUGCCUUGGUUCUUCUAUCUUAACCACUAUAGAAAUGCCAGUUGUUAGUAG